AUGGCGGUGGAGGUCGACUCCGAGGGUGUCUUCCACGAGUGCACGGUGGAGGAGGUCAGCAGCGACUGGAAGUACUGCGCCGUGAAGUACACGGACGGCGGCGAGGUCGAGGAGGACGUCGACAUCCGCGGCCGGUUGCGGAGACCGCGGCCCCCCUGGAUCGGCGCGGGCAUGAGAGUUGAGGUCGAGUACGAGGGGGAUUACUACGCUGGCAAGGUGACGAAGGUCAGCAGGGACAAGUCGACAUGCUCCGUGGCGUACGACGCGGAGGACGAGGAGGACGAGGACGACAUCGACGUGAGGACGCGGGUACGCCCGGAACGGGUGAAGUUGGACUCGCUCAAGAAGGGAGACAAGAUCGUAGGCAGGGUCACCAAAGUGCUCGACUUCGGCGCCUUUGUAGACAUCGGCGCCGUAAAAGAAGGCCUGCUCCACGUCUCCGUGCUCAGGAGCAGGUUGGACGAGUCCCCAGCGGACGUUGUCCAGAUUGGCGAGGAGAUCACCGUGUACGUGGACAGAGUCUCUGAUGACCCUGUGUAUGGGGUCAAAAGAGUAAGUCUCGUCUUGGAAAAACCCCAAGUCUACGAUGCGAAUCGUCCGCGGUAUUGCCCCGAUGUCUCACCGUGGAUUGGCGUGGACAGACGCCAGUGGCUGACAGGCAAGGUGGUGAACAUUGAGCAGGGUCUUGGACUUUUUGUGGAGGUGGAACAUCCCACGGAGGGCAAGGUCAUCAAAGGCAUGGUCCACAUCACUAAGAUUGCCAACGAGUUUGUAGAAGACAUUUUCGACUACGCAGACUUUGGCGACGAGGUCAAGGUCAGGGUCGACUACGUGGAUGCGAGAUUGCAGAGGUUGGGCCUGACGAUGUUGGAGUGA
This is a messenger RNA of Prorocentrum cordatum, 876 nucleotides long. NCBI's taxonomy places the organism in Eukaryota, Dinophyceae, Prorocentrales, Prorocentraceae. The record is from the annotation of a GenBank genome assembly.